AAUUUUUAAUAAGGGUUGAAAUUGAUUGUACACUCAAAUCUAGUUUAGCAGACUCGGAUAGAGAACAAGGCAACAAAAAUGGAAGACCAGGAAACUAACAUCACCCGACCAAAAGAGGAAGUUCUGAAGUUCAUCGGAGCAAUAUUAGCUAUUGUUUUUCCGCUUACGAGUGUCUACCUUUGUAAUAAGGGGUAUGAUGAUGUGGCAAAGAAGGAGAUGUGUGUUGAAAUUAUUUUGAUUAUCUGUCACCUGUCUGCGACUGUUCUGAUAGCACUCCUUAAAUAUUUCCAUAAAAAUGUUAACGACUGUUAUAAUCAACAAGGGAUAACAUUUUUAAAACUCAAAUUAAUUUCGAUGUAUACUUUUGGAGCGUGUUACUUUCUUCAUUGUGUGUUAUACAUUUGGAAGCACGUUGUUCAAAGUAAUGGACAAAAGGCAAUUGGUGUAGCGAGCUAUCUUAUAACUUCUUUGAAUAUAUGUAUUCUCUUUAUUUACUUUGAUGUCUCUAUCGAACGAAAAUACCUGUACAAAUUUCGCAACACCUGUUUAUCACUUGGAGCAAUUCUUUUUAUGAAUAUUGGAAGUGUGUCCAACGCACUUUCGUCUGGAUUUCUGUUUGUGACUCAUAUGGAUAACAAUACUGCAAAUAAUUAUAUUGUAAGUAGUAAUACUUCAAUUUCAUCAGACGUCACCAGGCUGAUGAAAGCUUUAGAGAUAACAGAACCAUUAUUGUCAUCUGCCAUUGUGGGAUAUUCAUUAUUGACAAUGGAUUUGCUGUGUCCAAAUGCUUGUGAUCAUGAUGCCCUUCCAAAUUCAGACAACCAAAUGCAAACAAGUGGUUCAUGUGUAACUGAUCAUAAUUAUUUAAAUAACCAAAAUAUUGAAAUAUGUGGAAUAUUGUUUCAACUAGCCGUUUUUCUUGCAUCUGUUUGGCUGUUUGCUAUAACAUUUACAGGUCUUUUAACGGGUUAUUCAGUCGCAGAUUUGAAAGUAUACGUUACUUCUCAUAUUAUCAUGAAGUCAUUUAUUUUCAUAAUUUUUAUAAUCAUAAUUGGUGUAGGAACAAAAUAUAAAUUCUGUGAGGAAUCUAUACCAAUUUCCUCAAAUUCUAGCAUAAGAUAUCAUUUCAAUAUUUGGAUAUUUAUAUUGAUACUUGCCUUUAUAGGUAACCUUUGUUAUCAUGUAAAAUGUCUGACUCGUACAGCUCAUCUACAAGAUACCAAAGUAAAAGAUUAUGUUAUCUUUGAUAACAUUAUUAGCAUAAUUAUAGGUAUCUCCCAAACACUUUUCAUAUUAAGAACCUAUUUUGGUAAGAAGUUUGAAAAUUCUAUUGAUUUGUCAAAGAGAAGAGAGUCCGUUAAAUGGCUCUAUAAUGAUGGCUUGUACUUUGCAUGCUCUCUUUUAGCCAUAAUAAAUAUGGGUCUAUGGAUCAGCGAUAGCAUUGGGAAUGACAGGCUUAUUUACAAACCAGACGGCAAUCUCUUCUAUAAAAUCGGUCUAUUGCUAACAACUUUUUUUCGUUUUCAAAUCGGUUUGGAGUUUUUAAAAUUGUAUUGGUGCAAUGGAACAUUAAAAAGUAAUUCGAUAGAGCUACAUCAAUGA
Magallana angulata is the source of this 1602-nucleotide messenger RNA. RefSeq lists its product as uncharacterized. The coding region runs from base 79 to 1602 and encodes 507 amino acids. The transcript has 4 exons. The record is from RefSeq and is a predicted model, not a curated record. Lineage: Eukaryota; Metazoa; Mollusca; Bivalvia; Ostreida; Ostreidae.